Molecule: messenger RNA, 2177 nt
Organism: Osmerus eperlanus (European smelt)
Lineage: Eukaryota; Metazoa; Chordata; Actinopteri; Osmeriformes; Osmeridae
Gene: aurka
Product: aurora kinase A
Exons: 8
Coding region: 428-1795 (455 amino acids)
Biological process (GO): protein phosphorylation; regulation of cytokinesis; mitotic spindle organization
Cellular component (GO): kinetochore; spindle microtubule; spindle pole centrosome
Molecular function (GO): protein kinase activity; ATP binding
Source: RefSeq, a predicted model, not a curated record
CACAGAGGAGGUUUUUAAAAGGAUAUUUGAAAUCAAACAGCUAGAAAAAUUUGCCAGGCUGUAUUCACGUCAGCAUAGUGAAGUGCGAACCAACGAACUAGUGGUAAAGUGGAAGAAUUCGUUCUAAUCAAUAGCUAUCUAGUGUGUUUCUGUAUGCUUUUGAAACCUUGCUAGCCCUACUGGUAGCUAACAAUAUCCCAGAAGAUUAGAAAUCGCAAUUUAACUGUUUAUUGGAACUGGUCCUCAAGCCAAAUACAGGACGAAAGUCGCCCUUCCCAGCUUGUUAGCUAGUUAAUGUUAACUUGCUGUCUUUUCUAUGUAGCAUUAGUUAGCUAGCUAGCUACUAGCUGGAUUCUUAUUGGAUCGUUUUUUUUCUUCGCGGUGCGUGGAUUCAAGUUUUUAUUUCAGCCUCCACACAUUAUUGAUUAUGGAUGCUGCUGAAAUUAAAGCCAAGAUGUCAAAUGAUAUUAAGCCUCAACGGCCUGAACAGAAGCCGAGCAUCGAAGGUCCAAAACGAGUUCCGGUGUCCCAGACGAGCUGCAAGCCAGUGUGGACUCCAAAGCCAACCCAACGCGUGCUGGGGGUGUCGAACGGGCCCCAGCGCAUCCCGAAGCCCCCAGGCCAACAACAGAAGCCUGCAACGCAAGGCCAGACGCCCAAAACCAUGAACCAGCCCAAAACUGUGAACCAUGGCAACCAGAACGUCAACCCUGUCCACCAGGCCCAACCCAAGCCCUGUAGCUACCCCAAGAACAACCAUGCACCUCAAAACAUUCCCACUCUGCCCCAGAGCCAACCCAAGGUGCACCCUGCCCCCCAGCACACACCAGCACAGGGCCAGCCCAAGUUAAACCCUGCUCCACAACAAAAGCAGCUCCAGGGUCAGGCUAAGACCAGCCAGGCCCCUCAUCCAACACCCACACAGGGCCAGCCCAAGACGGAUUUAGAGGGUCCCAAAUCGACGGGUCCAUCUAAACCUGGAAAGAAGCGCUGGAGCCUGGAGAACUUUGACAUCGGCCGUCCGCUGGGGAAGGGCAAGUUUGGUAACGUGUACCUGGCCAGGGAGCGGCAGUCUAUGUUCAUCCUGGCCCUGAAGGUGCUGUUCAAGAAGCAGCUGGAGAAGGCAGGGGUGGAGCACCAGCUGCGGAGGGAGGUGGAGAUCCAGUCUCACCUCAGACACCCCAACAUCCUGCGUCUGUACGGAUACUUCCACGACGCGGCGCGCGUCUACCUCAUCCUGGAGUUCGCCCCCAAGGGGGAGCUGUACGGCGAGCUGCAGCGAUGCGGCCGCUUCGACGAGGCCCGCAGCGCCACGUACAUCAUGGAGCUUACAGAUGCUCUGAACUACUGCCACUCUAAGAAGGUGAUCCACCGGGACAUCAAGCCAGAGAACCUGCUGCUGGGUUCCAACGGGGAGCUGAAGAUCGCAGACUUCGGCUGGUCUGUCCACACACCCUCCUCCAGGAGGUCGACCCUUUGCGGCACGCUGGACUACCUCCCUCCAGAGAUGAUCGAGGGCCGCACCCACGACGAGAAGGUGGACCUGUGGAGUCUGGGCGUGCUCUGCUACGAGUUCCUAGUGGGACGGCCCCCCUUCGAAACCAAGAGUCACGAGGAGACCUACCGCAAGAUCUCCAGGGUGGAGUUCACGUUCCCUGAUCAUGUGACCGCUGGAGGCCGCGACCUGAUUGGCAGGCUGCUGAAACACAACCCCCUCCAUCGCCUCCCCAUCCAGGAAGUCCUCACUCACCCCUGGGUGGUGCAGAACUCCACCAAGACCCCCACCAACUCAUGACCUGAACACAAACGCACACCCUGGUCCCCAGCCCGGGCCCCCGCACAUGAGCACACACACCCUCGCUGGGCUCACGGGAACACACACACUUGCCCAGACACAUGCAUACACAACCUUGCUGGGAUGCACACACACACAGGUGCCAUGCUUUAACAGAUGCCUGGCUGAACCACUGCUCUCUGAGGAGGAUGGAUGACUGAUGUGGAUGUUUGUCAGUUGGGAUGUUGUGCCCUCUGUGUGGUUGUUUUGAAAUGACUUUUACAUGUUUCCUGUCAUUCUACUUUCAUGUAAGAAAUAUACUUGUUUUUUUGUUUUUUUUACCGAUUAUGAAAGUUUUAUGAAAACGCCUAUUACUUGAAGCUAAUAAAUGUGAUUUAAUUGA